This is a messenger RNA of Trichoderma virens Gv29-8, 2735 nucleotides long. RefSeq lists its product as uncharacterized. The transcript has a single exon. Bases 1 to 2682 code for a protein of 893 amino acids. The record is from RefSeq and is a predicted model, not a curated record. NCBI's taxonomy places the organism in Eukaryota, Fungi, Ascomycota, Sordariomycetes, Hypocreales, Hypocreaceae.
AUGGCUGCAACCGAAGAUCAGGCCCAGGCCCGCGAGGAGCCCUGGUUCUUAAAAACAUCAUACCCUGUCCUUUUCCCCUCCCACGAUGCCCUGUUCAAAUCGCCAGCCGCCUUCGACAGCUAUCUUUCCGAUGAACUGCGGGGCGAAUAUGGGGUAAUGUCGCUAGAGUCCCUGGAAAUGGAAGACUCGAUGGACGGCAUCACUCUGGCCGGCGAAGAUAAGGAACCAUCCAAAACCGAUCGGAAAAAGGAUGACGAAGAGUUUCUGAACCGCAUGUUGACGGAGAACGCGGACGUCGCCUUUCGAUCUACCCAAAACGCACUGGUCGACCUCUUUUUUGAGCUGGAAGACGUCGUGUCUGGCCCUCGGCUGAAGGAGCUGCUCGACGCUGCCUGGGCCGUGCAUCCACUCAUUACUCUGAAAAUCAUCUUCAAUGCGCGCUCAAUACACCUGGGCAAGAGCUCAAAGAACGUCUUCUACCGUGCCGCUGGAUGGCUGGCAACGAACCACCCUCUCACACUGGUCGGCAACCUGAGAUGGCUCAGCCGACCGAUUAUCGAGAAGAAGGCCAGGAAGGAAGGUGAGAAUGACUCCGAUGAAGGGUUUAUCAAGGUGGAAAAGCGUGAAGGGGAUGAGAAUGCGGUGGAUCGGUAUGAUGUUCGGUAUGGUGUUUCGCAUGGCUACUGGAAGGACUUGCUGAAUAUCCUUGUUUUGGCGAUGGAGAAGAAGCUGGAUGUGCUUGAGAAUCCCAAGGAUGUUCUGAAUGUAGAAAACGAGGAUAUCAAGAACGCAGUUCUGGCAAGACGACAAAAGAAGCGUGGUGGUGUGAGCCCUUCGACGCGGGGAGCAAGGGGUGCUCGUGGCCGUGGUGGUCGAGCAACCAUCUCAGCAAGGCGAGCAGCAGCUAUCGAGGCCGCUCGACAACGGGCAAAAGCCAAGGAGAUGCGAGGGAAGCCGAACAGACACGUCCUGGAAGAGCCAACCGUGCGCAUUGGAAACCCCGAAUUCGCCCAGCAAGUCGCAGCUUUUGAGGAGGCCCAGGCAAGGGCUGAGGCUGCUCUACAUAGAGCGGAGAAGCGAGAACUAAAAGCUACGCAGACGACACAUGCCCUGGAGGAGAAAAUGGUGCAUAUUGGGAACCUCAAGUUGGCCAGGCAUCGGGAACGGGACGACCGUCAUGAGGCUUCCAUGGAUAGGUUCAACACCAAUGCCGUUUACCGAACCUUGCAUGUUACCGUUGCGCGGCUCUUUGCUGAGCAGCUUCACUCUGACCUAGCGGCCCUUCGGGAUUCUGAUCCCAAAGCCAAAAGGGGCAUCUCGCUCUGUGCAAAGUGGGCUCCAUCACAUGGCAACUUCCACGACAGACAUACUUGCAUCAUCAGCUCCAUCGCUGAGAUCCUGUAUCCCAGAGAGUCGCUCAGCAGCGCUGUCUCGGCGUCAGACAACCGGGAGGUAUAUCUCCGCCACGCACGGGAACAGUAUCGCAAGGACGUGUCUGCCCUGAGAAAGCACCUCGAGGUUGUGGAGCGGAAUAUCAGCGCCAGUACGUUUGAGAAGAUCAAGUAUGAGCGUGUGCCGUCUGUUGCGAUGAAGAACUACACCAGGCUCUUCAUCAGCAAGGAUUUCGAUCGCUUCCAAGAUUACAUUACCAAGGUUGCAGGCGGAAAGGCCAGCAUCUCGGGGGCUGUUUUGUUGCCUUCUACGCUGGUGCAGAGUGUAUCGACCGCCAUUGCUCCCGCAUCCGAUCUGAAACAUCUCAGUCAACAGGAGCUAAUCAAUCGCACCGUCAAGGAGAUUGAGGCAAAAGUUGCAGAUGGCCAGUGGAAGACGCUUGUUCAGCGGAUAAAGGACUCGGGCACUCUGUCUUCGUGCAUUGCGAUAUGCGAUGUGUCCGGAAGCAUGAGCAGUCCCGUCUUCAAAGACGGUACUACGCCCAUGCACUCUGCGGUUGGAUUGUCUCUUCUAGUCGCAGAGGUGACUGAGCAGCCGUUUGGCGGCAAGUUUAUAACGUUCCACUCGCAUCCCGAGAUGAAGUCUGUGGACCUGAGCAAAACCCUUCACGAGAAAGUUCGAGAUAUCAUGGGGUCGAGUUGGGGCAUGAACACGAAUUUCGUGGCUGUUUUCGAAAAUCUGAUUCUCCCCAUGGCCAUUGAAAAGGGGCUGAAGCAGGAGGACAUGGUGAAGCGCGUGUUUGUGUUUAGCGACAUGCAGUUUGACGCGGCGCAGACUGGCUACGACUACUACGAACCGCCUGAAAGUCGAGUGAGGUGGUCUUCUUCCUAUGAGAGGAUUAAGAAGAAGUACGAGGAGCACGGGUACGAACUGCCGGAGCUCGUGUUUUGGAAUCUUGCGGGUGGAAGAGCAGGUUAUCAUGGUACUGGUGGCGAUGAGACUGCGCCGAAGCCGGUGCUUGCGGGCGAGGCGGGCACGGCGUUGGUGAGCGGGUAUUCGCAGGGCAUGUUGAAGGUGUUUAUGGAUAAUGGAAUGUUUGAUGUGGAGGAAGAGGAGGAGGAGGAGGAGGAGGAGAGUAAGAAAGUGGAAGUGCAAGAUGAAGACGAGGAUGAGGAUAUGGUGGAGAUUACAGCUAAGCAGCCCGCGAAAAAGGCGAAGACGAACCCAUUGGCAGUGGUGAAGAAGGCGAUUUCUCACAAGGCGUAUGAUAUGCUACGAAUACUGGAUUAAGCAGAUGUUAAAAUAUCUCAAUGCAAUCAAUAUUAAUUCCACAUUAUGAUAUC